Molecule: messenger RNA, 1343 nt
Organism: Gaeumannomyces tritici R3-111a-1
Lineage: Eukaryota; Fungi; Ascomycota; Sordariomycetes; Magnaporthales; Magnaporthaceae
Exons: 1
Coding region: 130-1074 (314 amino acids)
Cellular component (GO): nucleus; cytosol
Source: RefSeq, a predicted model, not a curated record
UCAGCUACUGGGGCGGGUGAUCUCGACGAGGGGAAUCGACAUGGCAAUAAAAAGCCGUAAGGAAGGAGUGUUGAAAAGGCCACAUACACGAUAACCUACUCACCCUCUUGAUCAACACCUCGAAACAAAAUGGCAUCCAAGAAAAUGACCCCACUACCGCCUCGGACCAUACGCAUUGGUAUGCUUAACCCCGACACGCCGGUCCCAAACGUGCGCUCCAAGUUCGAGUCAUACGGCGCCGUAUUCCACCAGCUGCUCGCCGAAGCCGCCGCUCGGGUGGCGCCGCACGUCCAAGUACGAUCCGAGCAGUUUGACGUCGUCCGGGGCGAGUACCCAUCACGGCCCGAGGACUACGACCUCCUUCUCGUCGCCGGAUCCUCGGCGUCGGCGUACGAGGACGCCGAGUGGAUCCGGACACUGGACAAGUUUCUAAGCCGCGUAUACAGCCAGCACCCCCAGGUCAGGCUUUUUGGCAGCUGCUUCGGUCACCAGAUCCUCUGCCAGGCGCUGCUGGGCAAGCACGGCGCCGUCGUGGAGAAGGAUCCCAAAGGAUGGGAGAUAGGCGUCCAUACCAUACAUCUCACGCCCGAGUUCCGGGCCGCACUUGGGAGAGAAUCGCACCCAGCCUUGUCCCAGCGACCCCCAACGCCGGAGGAAGAUGAUAAUAAUCAAAAUGUUGUGGGAGACAAGAACGGGGCGCUGAAGCAAGACACUUUGAGGUUGCAAUUUGUGCACGCCGACCAUGUCAGGCUGCCAGAGCCCCCGCAGCAGCGUCUACCGCCUGGCUGGGUUCUUGUUGGCAGCACCAAGCACUGCGCGGUGCAGGGAGUCUACCUUCCAGCGCGGGUGUUGACGUACCAGGGACACUUUGAGUUCGAUCGCUUCAUCAACGGGGAGACCCUGCGCGUCUUUGGCGCGUCGUGGGACCCGCGAAUUCUGCAGUCCGCGCUGGAGCAGAUCGAUUCCGAUGACGACGCGGCUGCGGCAGCUGACAUGGUGGCUCGGUUUCUACUGGAGGAGGGGGUAGGUGAAGAAGGGCUGCUCACGCCUCCUGUGUCGGACUGGUUGGAUUAAAUGGGUUGGAAAUUACAGACAAAGCGCCCUUCCAGUGCGUUGCCUUUACCAGCACGGCACAUUGCACAUUGGGCAGGUAAAUUGAGGUGCUGGCCACUUGAUUACAGCGAAUCGCCUUAUUACAGUUAAAGGAAAACGCCCGCCAUCGCACAGUCCUUCCUCCGUUUCACUUCGAACUUGACUGUUGGAUUUACCAUGGCAUACACCCCAUGCCGCAAAGGCUGGGUGUUGCUACACCCCUCCGCCAAACGAACGUCGUACUUUAGCAA